CUGCUUCAGCAACUUAUACUCCAUGCAUUAAAAAUGGCACAUCCGUCUGAAUCUCUAAAUUCUAACUCUGAAAAAAGCCUUUCUUCUGAUUGCGGCCUUUGGGGCGGAAACGAGUCCCAUCGGGUUCCCAAGCGCCAUAUUAACGACACCACCCAAUACUUAAAACUCAUCAGUCAAUUACCAUCUCUCACUCUCUCUCUCUGGUGCGAGAGUAGGAUAAAGGACAAGAUCAUCGAUUUCUUAUCUUCGCCGGCACUUUUUUCCUCCGAUCUGUUGUUUACAGCUAUGGUUCUGGACGGAAUAAUAACUUCGCCUCACCGGAGAUCACAGACUGCAUUUUCUUCACCUUCAUUUAAAAAGCAAUACACAAAGGAGGAUGAAUUGGGUAGCUUCUCAACAGUCAUCAGGCGUCAUCGUUACCUACUAACCGCUCUUGUACUUCUUGCUGUCCUUUGCACCAUUUAUCUUUAUUUUGCCGUUACUUUAGGGGCAGGGGACGUCUGUUAUGGCUUGAACCCGACUCAAAAGGCAUUAUGUCGUGUCCAACUAGCCAAAGAAUCAAUCGCCAAACGGAAACUAAAAUUAUGAUUUGCAGAACAAAACCAUGACCCAACCCGAAAAGAGACAACAUUGUGUCCUUUAUAUCCCUUUUCAUUUCUCUCUGCUUCUCAGUUGUAUGAUAAUUGUGAUAUCUUGACAAUACAGUAUACUUAUAAUAUUCUUUUUUA
Messenger RNA from Cynara cardunculus var. scolymus (artichoke), 728 nucleotides. RefSeq lists its product as uncharacterized. Lineage: Eukaryota; Viridiplantae; Streptophyta; Magnoliopsida; Asterales; Asteraceae. The coding region runs from base 34 to 588 and encodes 184 amino acids. The transcript has 2 exons. The record is from RefSeq and is a predicted model, not a curated record.